CGAGGAGCUUCUUUGCGCCCACUCUGCCAGCAUGACCAGCAAGCGCAAGCGCGAGGCCGAUGGCGCCAUGUUCUCUGGCGCGCGCUUCUCCUUUGGCUUCCAAGCAUCGCCCGACGACACCGCUGCCGAGGCGCCGCCGGCCGUCGCUGCACACCCGACGUCCGCUUCGAUCCGCGUGGCGUGCAACGUCAACGGCGCCGACCUCGCGCCCGGCGACCUCGUCGUCAUCGACUGGGCCCAGAGCUCGUGGACGCAGCUGCACGUAACGUCGUCGACCGAUGCGAGCGUCGCCGGCACGGUGCACCCGCAGUACGUUGCGCUGCCGACAUCGGCCUACUCGGCGCCAGACGCCCCGCCGUUCAGCCUCGACGCGCCGCUCUGGCAGUUUGACUACGUCUUUGACCCUACGUUUUCUGGUUGCACGUGGCCGCUGCACUUUUCGUCGGCGCCGUUGACGGUCGAGCCCAAUUUGCAGUCGCUUUCUUGGCCACUGCCGUCGUCGACGUUCAUCCAGCACGUGUACAACCAGCGCUGCAUGGUCGUGCACGGCUCGUCGCACCGCCUCCAGUCGCUCCUCGAAGACCUCCACCAGCUCGACGUCGACACGCUCAUUUUGACUGCGUCGCGCACGGUCGCGUGGCUGGCGCAGGCGCCCGCCAAGACGCGCAUGCAGUACCUCGAAGUGCAGUCGCCGGAAAUGGCCCGCGCGAUCUACAAAGCGGGUCAUUCACUCUACUUUAACCCGUCGCCCGAGGUCCAGGAAAAGUACCUAACCGCGCUCUGCGCCGACCUUGGCAUGGACUUUACGAGUGCGCUCGACGGCGGUAUGGGCGGCGACAUUGAGCUCUUUGCGGUACAAGGUCGCCACUCGACGCCGUGGCACCUCGAUGCGCAGCAAAACAUUACAAUCCAACUCACCGGUACGAAACGCUGGUCGUUUGUCAAGGGCCCGGUGCAUGACCCAAUGACCAACCUCCACUUGGCGUCGACCAACACGCCGUCGGUCCAAGACGACUUGAUUACGCACUGCAUGAGCGGUGCGACGCCUGCGAUGCUGACGCCGCCGGCCGACGACGACCCGGCCAUUGCAUCAGUCGUUCUCCGCCCCGGCUCAGUGCUCUACGUGCCUGCAGGCUACUGGCACAAGGUCGAGGCGAUGGACGAAGGGUCGCUCUCGAUGAACUUUUCGAUCGACGGCAGUCGCUGGCUCGACGUGCUUUGGAACCGGCUGCAACCGACGCUCAUGGCGCAGCCGUCGUUCCGGGCGCGGCCCGACCUCCGCCGUGGCCCGGAGAACGCCCGCGCCCAGCUCAAGCAACUGCUUUCGUCUCUAAAGGCCACGAUCGCCGAAAUGGAAGACAACGUCGACACGCUCCUGCCCGAUGCGCUUUUUGCCCCGCCGGCCAGUGACGUCGUGUCCGUGGCCAAGCUCGCGUCGUCGACGGACCUCGAGCUUCCGAUUCAAGCAAGCAGCGUCCUUGUCCGGUCGUCGGUUGGCGCGUUGAUUGCGACGCCGCAUGUACCAGCGUCCGAGGGAAAGUACACGCUCGCCACGGGCGGUGCGGCUCGAUUUUCCGACGGCUUCAAAGCCGAGCGGGUGACCGUGGUCGCAGUGCCACUGCCGUUGACAGCCGUGAUGAACCGCCUCUUGGAGAUGCCGGUUGGCACGACACUUGCCGUAGCGGCGUUGCACGCCAUGGUGUCCGAGCACCCGGCGUUGACAAAGACGCUACACCAUUCCAUCGAGCUCCUUGUGCAGCAUGGACUGUUUACGCUCACGUCGCCGAUCGGCCCAUGAAAGCGUGCGGAUGCUCGUCACGAUAGCAUAACAUACCGAAGAAGCCCAUGUAUUCGACGACACCCCGUAUUCUUUCAUUUUGGUCCAUAAGAGCUGAC
Molecule: messenger RNA, 1896 nt
Organism: Saprolegnia diclina VS20
Lineage: Eukaryota; Oomycota; Saprolegniomycetes; Saprolegniales; Saprolegniaceae
Exons: 3
Coding region: 32-1798 (588 amino acids)
Molecular function (GO): 2-oxoglutarate-dependent dioxygenase activity
Source: RefSeq, a predicted model, not a curated record